AUGCAUGGCUGGACUCCCCGGCCAAAUUCGUCCAGUACACAUCUUUUACACCAGCAACAACCAAACACAAUGUCCGCUCGACGCUCGAGACGCAAUUUUGAUGACGACACGGUGGAAGCGUCCAGUGACAGCGAAGGCAAAAAGCGCAAGUCACGGGCCGCCGACAAAGCAGCAGCCGUACCUGAAGAGGAUGAGGAGGUCGAGGACUCGGAUGGACUGGUGGAGUCCGAGGAGGUUACACGGUGCAUUUGUGGCCACGAAGAGUUGCAUCUGGACCGGGCUGCCAAGGCUCUGGAAAUUGAUCAGGGUCUGUUUAUCCAGUGUGAUUCUUGCUCUGUGUGGCAGCAUGGCUACUGUGUGGGCAUGUACCAGGAGUCUGAAGUUCCCGAUGUCUAUUACUGUGAGAAAUGCCGACCCGACCUCCAUCAGAUUUUCCUACGGCCAAGCGGCCAGACGUCCAUCUACAACAAGUCUGCCGACGACGAUGAAGACGAAGAAAACGAGGAUGGCAACGAUGAAGGCAAUGGUAGCCGGGCUUCGGUCAAAGAAGAAGAGCUCCUCCCGCCAAAGCGUCAGCGCAGCAGCCGAGCGUCUUCUUCGACAGCCUCAGACAGCGGCACUGGUGCAACACGCGAGUCUGCCCGCGACCCUCCCCGAAGCAAUGGAGAGGAGCCUGCAGCUGCUAGUGGCCCCAGACAACAGUCCGGGUCCACCCCCGAGCAGGGAGGAAAGCGAGGUACGGGUAGAAGUCGACGUCCCGAUUCUGCUGCUUCUGCCGCUGGCUCUGCUGAUGAUGGCUCUGAAGACAUCUCUGACGCAACUGGCGAGGCAGGCCGUGACUCAACUCGCAGCAGACGCAAUUCGAGCUCUCGUCGUGAGAUAACCACCUCGUCGCGACGUCGCAACAGAGACACAUAUGAGGAGACUCUCAAGCGGGUGCUUCAGGAGAGCGCCCGCGAAGCAGGCAAGGACAAGGAGGUCAAAGAGGAAACCACAACGAGCAAGAACUCUACGACCAACAACAAUAACGCCACAGCCAACAACAGCAGCAGUAGCAAAAAGUCAUCGCCUGAGACUACUGGCACUGCUUCUGGAGCAGCAGCUGCAACAAAUGGAACAACCAACGGGUCAGCAGCAGCCUCGGGAACGUCGGAAACGCCGAAGCGGAAACGCGAACAGGAACUCCAGGCAAAGUCGGAUAUGGACGGCAGCGACUCGAUGGACUCGCCUGUGGCCAAGGCCCGGAAAAAGCGCAAGACAAAGACGUCGGUGGGUGCUGGAGGAGCAGCCAACUCGCCGAAGCCGAAGGAGACACCCGAAUACAAUGACGAGCGGCCAUCCAAGCCACGGGUACCUCAUUCACGAACUACAAUGAGCGAGAUGCGACGACGGGUAGCUGCGAUACUGGAAUUUAUUGGCCGCACACAGAUGGACAUGGCCAGUGACCAGAACAAGAUUGGAGAUCAGGUGGUGCUUAGCUCCACCUCUGCAGAUAUGAUGGAUGGACUAACUCGCAAGCUGCUUCUGUGGGAACAGGAGUACGGUAGAUAUGGCGAGCGAAGGUGA
Molecule: messenger RNA, 1566 nt
Organism: Yarrowia lipolytica CLIB122
Lineage: Eukaryota; Fungi; Ascomycota; Dipodascomycetes; Dipodascales
Biological process (GO): negative regulation of silent mating-type cassette heterochromatin formation; negative regulation of rDNA heterochromatin formation
Cellular component (GO): Rpd3L-Expanded complex; Rpd3L complex
Source: RefSeq, a predicted model, not a curated record